UUUUUUAUUAGUUGGCGUUGGAAUUUGGAUUGUUGUAUUCAUAUUUGUUGAAUUUUUGUUGUUUUAGGUUCGAGUGAAGAAGAUACUUGUUCACGUGCUUCUAAAUUGUUAUUUCUUUUAAGCAGAGAUGCAUUGGAAACUGUUGAUCAGGCAACGGAGAGUAAAUCACUUGUUGGAUUUAGUGUUGUUGAUGAAGGAGAGUGGGACAAAGGUUUUGAUAUUCACAGGAUGCUUCAAAAGCAAUCUGGAGGUGUUAGUUCUCUUGGUUUCACCAAAUGUGAUGCUUAUAACGUCUUAGAAUCUGAAAGGAAUAAAACGUUUGAUGGCACUAAUUCAAACACUUUGAUAGGUAUAUUGAAGAAAAGGGCUGAAGUGGAAUCUGAUUUUUUCUUUGAUUUUGAUUUGGAUGAUGGUAUCCUGAGUUGUUGUUUUUUUAGAGAUGGGCAAAUGAAAUCGGAUUAUGAUAGGUUUGGAGAUGUAGUUAUUCAUGAUACAACUUACAGGACUUACAAGUAUGACAUGAUCUGUGGUCCUUUUGUUGGUUUGAAUCAUCACUGUAAAAACAUAAUGUUUGAUUGUGGUUUUAUGUUGAAUGAGAAGGUGGAAUCUUUUGUUUGGUUAUUUCAGACAUUCCUCAAAUCUAUGGGUGGUAAACGCCCCAUCACUUUGCA
Molecule: messenger RNA, 671 nt
Organism: Cuscuta epithymum
Lineage: Eukaryota; Viridiplantae; Streptophyta; Magnoliopsida; Solanales; Convolvulaceae
Source: the annotation of a GenBank genome assembly